AUUACCAGAAAACUCAGAGGAGUCAACUCGUUUUCAGUCCAAGAAAAAGGGGAGAAAAUACGAGAAAAAACCCACAAGAAAAAGAGAAAGAAAUUGUUAAUCCUUAUAAAUACGGAUUAAGAAAUAAGGUGUAAUCAAAUUGGAAGAACCUUCCUCUCCCGUGUGUAGUAGCAGAAAAAAUACUGGUUGGCUUUGCUAAUCCACUUUUUCUGAGUAUUCAACUAAAUAAUACUAGUAUCUAUCUAUCUAUCUAUCUGUAAUUCCAAUUUUCUGUAACAAUCUGACGUCUGGUGAUUCUGAGCUUUUCAACUAUGUCGCAGACAAACUGGGAAGCCGAUAAAAUUUGCUCCUUGGGUGACAGGUUGGAUGUAUAUAUACAUGAUUACUUUGUAAAGAGGAAGUUACAUGCUUCUGCUAAAGCUUUUCAGCAAGAAGGAAAAGUAUCUACAGACCCUGUUGCAAUCGAUGCCCCUGGCGGGUUUCUGUUCGAGUGGUGGUCGGUAUUUUGGGAUAUAUUCAUUGCAAGGACUAAUGAAAAGCACUCAGAUGCUGCUGCUUCUUAUAUCGAGACACAAAUGUCCAAAGCAAGGGAACACCAACAAACGCAGCAACAAAAAUCACAGCAGUUCCAAAUGCAGCAAUUGGCGAUGCAAAGACAGGCGCAGGCACAAGCACAAGCACAACAACUGCAACAACAACAGCAGCAACCGCGGAGAGAUGGUGGCCAACUUCUGAAUGGUAAUGCCAAUGGAAUAACAAAUUCUGAUCCUCAUAUGAGACAAAACCCUGGAAGUGCAAACGCUAUGGCUGCAAAAAUGUACGAGGAUAAAUUAAAGCUGCCAAUUCAAAGAGAACCUUCAGAUGACAUGAAGCAAAGGUUUGGGGACAAUGUAGGACAUCUUCUGGAUCCAAAUCAUGCAUCAAUGCUGAAAUCCGUUGCAAUUGGUGGCCAGCAUCAAGGGCAAACCUUGCAUGGAACUCCUGGAAGUAUGACAGGGAAUCUUCAGCAGUUCCAUAAUCGGAGCCCACAACUUUCCCAUUCAGUACAAGAUAUGAAAUCUGAGAUGCAUCCCAUGAUUAAUGCUAGAGCCGGUGGUCCUCCUGGUUCAGAAGGGUCUUUGAUGGGCGUUCCUGGAUCAAAUCAAGGUGGUAACAGUUUGACGCUUAAAGGGUGGCCAUUGACAGGUUUUGAUCCGCUGCGGCCUGGGAUUCUUCCUCCACAAAAAUCUAUGAGUCAGUCACCCCAGCCUAUGCAGCAUCUUCCGAUGCAGCAGCAACUUCUCAUGCAAGCACAACAGAACGUAGCUUCCCCUUCUAUGGAUCUUGAGGCCAGAAGGAGAAUGAUUCUUAAUAACAGAAAUGUGAGUCUUGGGAAAGAUGGACAGCUAAGUACUGUAGGCGAAGUUGUCCCAAACGUCGGGUCACCGGCACAAGUUGGUUGUCCAGUUUUGCCUCGAGGGGACUCUGAUAUGCUAAUGAAGCAACAACUACCAAACAACAACCAACCUCAACAGCAGAAUUCUCAAAAUGCAGUCUCGGCCCAGUCACCUCAGAUUUCUAACCAGCUUAACCAGCCUGAUAAAAUGGGUUCUGCUAGCAUGACGAUGGAUGCUAGUAUGUCAAACUCAUUUCGGGGAAAUGACCAGGCCACAAAAAGUCAGGUAGGGAGGAAGAGAAAGCAGCAGCCAAAUUCUUCAGGUCCUGCAAAUAGCUCAGGUACUGCAAAUACUGCAGGCCCUUCCCCCAGUUCAGCACCCUCUACACCAUCGACACAUACACCAGGAGAUGUUAUGUCCAUGCCAAAUUUACCACACAGUGGCGGUUCCUCGAAGCCUUCUCUCGUGUUUGGCACUGAUAGCGUGGGCACACUUACAUCAGCCCCAAAUCAAAUGGCUGAUAUGAACCGCUUUGGCGAUGAAGCAGCUUUGGAUGACAAUGUCGAGUCAUUCCUAUCCCAUGAGGAGGUAGAUCCAAGGGAUGUCAUGGGUCGUGGUAUUGAAGUCAGCAAAGGUUUCACUUUCAAGGAUAUGGCUCUUAUUCAAGCUAGCACGAGCAAAGUCAACUGUUGUCACUUCUCCUCGGAUGGAAAGCUGCUUGCCACUGGUGGACAUGAUAAGAAGGCUGUGUUGUGGUACACUGAUACUCAAAAACCAAAGUCCACUCUCGAGGAACAUACUCAUAUGAUAACAGAUGUUCGGUUUAGUCCAACCAAGGCGCGGCUGGCAACUUCAUCGUUUGACAGAACUGUCAGGGUCUGGGAUGCUGAUAAUACUGGCUACUCGCUUCGGAAUUUCACUGGCCACUCUACCUCUGUUAUGUCAUUAGACUUCCAUCCAACCAACGAGGAUCUUAUUAUAUCUAACGAUUCGAAUGGGGAGAUACGGAUUUGGAGUAUCAACAAGGGUAGUUGUCCUAAGGUUCUAGAGGGGGGCACAGUUCAGGUCAGAUUUCAGCCUCGUACAGGAAAGUUGAUUGCUGCUGUGUCAGAGCUUGUUAUCAACAUAAUUGAUACAGAUAACUUCAGAGUUGUGGAGCAACUACAGGGUCACUCUCAAAAAUUUCAUUCAGCCUGCUGGGAUCCUUCUGGUGAACUUCUUGCCUGUGUAAGCGAGGACAUGGUCAGAGUUUGGAGUGUCGGUUCUGGCAGCAGCAAAUGGCGAUGCGUGCAUGAGCUUACUGGUACUGGCAACAAAUUCAACACCUGUGUUUUCCACCCUGUUUAUUCUUCUCUUCUCAUCAUAGGCUGUUACCAGAAUUUGGAACUCUGGAACAUGACAGAGAACAAGACAAUGACUUUGGUUGCUCACGAAGGACAGAUUACUUCAUUGGCUACAUCUAGUGUCACAGGUUUUGUUGCUUCUGCUAGCCACGACAAGUGUGUAAAGCUCUGGAAGUGAUUAGGGUUUCGCUUGCUUUUUAGAAGAACUAAUACGGAAGUAUUAUAAUACAGAGAAUAGACCGCAGCCUCUUGUUUAUGUAGAAACUCGUUCCUGGGAAUGUGUUUGAGACUAACGAUAGAAAAUCAUGUUUAUAUUCCUAUACUUAGAAUCAAACUGUCCUUUUGCUUAGCUGAGUAGGAUUGCCUAGAACAAAACAUAUGCUUGUUUCUGUUUCCAGUGCUAAUUCAGUAGCUGUAUGAUGAUACAUUUGUCUUUUCUUUUCUGAAAAAUGCAUCAGUUGUUAGUUAUACUGAGUUGCAGAAUAUUAUCUGAUCUUUCUAAAUUGUAAAUUGUUAGUGGAUUUAUUAUCAUACAAUUUUAAAGA
Spinacia oleracea (spinach) is the source of this 3264-nucleotide messenger RNA. Its product is annotated as transcriptional corepressor LEUNIG. Lineage: Eukaryota; Viridiplantae; Streptophyta; Magnoliopsida; Caryophyllales; Amaranthaceae. Gene Ontology annotation, molecular function: protein binding. The transcript has 18 exons. The coding region runs from base 312 to 2897 and encodes 861 amino acids. The record is from RefSeq and is a predicted model, not a curated record. Gene Ontology annotation, cellular component: nucleus.